AGAAGAAGGAGAAGAAGAAGAAGAAAAAGAAGAAGGCGUCCUCUGCUGUUAGUCAGACAGGCUGGAGUAAUGCUAACUUUGUAGUGUUAGUCACAGAGUUAUCCCACAGAGCGUUAACGCUGAAAGGAGUGUCUUUAUAGCAGCAAUAACCUCCUGGUGGGCCUUCGAAGUUGACGAACGGAUUCCGGACUUAUAAAAACUGCGAAGAGCCGCUUAGCUGAUUGUUUAGCGGGUUAGCCGGGGAGCUUCUGAAGAGAAGAGGAUCGUCAGUUUGUGAUCCAGCCAUCAUGUCUGCGGCCGGAGACUUCGGAAACCCUUUAAGAAAAUUUAAACUGGUCUUUCUCGGGGAACAGAGCGUGGGAAAGACGUCGUUGAUCACCAGGUUCAUGUACGACAGCUUUGACAACACGUACCAGGCCACGAUAGGAAUAGACUUCUUAUCGAAAACCAUGUACCUUGAAGACAGAACAAUCAGGUUGCAGCUGUGGGACACGGCGGGGCAAGAGCGAUUUCGCAGCUUAAUCCCAAGUUACAUCAGAGACUCGGCCGCUGCUGUCGUAGUCUACGACAUCACAAAUGUCAACUCUUUCCAGCAAACCACAAAGUGGAUCGAUGAUGUCCGAACAGAGAGAGGAAGUGAUGUCAUCAUCAUGUUGGUGGGAAACAAGACAGAUCUUGCAGACAAAAGACAGAUAACCACAGAAGAAGGAGAGCAGAGGGCAAAAGAGACGAACGUUCUGUUUAUUGAAACCAGUGCAAAGACAGGCUACAAUGUCAAACAGCUGUUCCGCCGUGUGGCAGCCGCCCUCCCUGGCAUGGAUACCACGCAGGACAAGAGCAGAGAGGACAUGAUCGACAUCAAGUUGGAGAAACAUGUCGAGCAGCCCGCCAAUGAAGGAGGCUGUUCCUGCUAAUCUCACCAGUUUUGUUUUAAAUUCUGGAACCCUGUCAGUUGUUCUUUUGUUUAUUCUCUUCACUACACCCGCCUCUGUUGUCCAGUCUGACUCAACACUACACCUGGUAUUUUUGCUGUUGUGGACACCCCUCCCCCCGUCUCCUCGUUGGGAUGCUCUAAAAGCAACAUAUCACUUUAAUUGGAUCUUAGCACCGUACCAGACGUUUACUGAAACUGUGUUUACAGCUGAAGCGCGCCCUUCUGCACGGCUCUGGUUGUUGUUUUUGUUAUAAAUGAAGAGGAUGUUCAAAAUGUAACGACUCACAUCAGUGUCAUUUAUCUUUAACAAGUGACUUUUUUUAAACCACACAUGGCUUGUGUCCAGGCUAGAGGCAGACUAACUGUCCCAACUAUGAUGCGCAGGCAGCAGCUAAGAUCCUAUUUUAAAUGUUAAAUUAUCCGCAUUAGCAAAGAUCAUUCACAAGUACACACUGACCCACACUGUGUAAUUCAGCAUAGCUACACUACAAAGUGUCGAGCACAUUGACCGUCCUGCACAUGUCCUCUAAGAUGGGUAAUUUUUUUAUUGAUGUCCCAUUUCCUGGUCUGUUUUUUAUUGCAUUGACUUCUCCCCUUAAAGGACUACACCUGAUUCUUUGAUGGUAGCGCUUCAAGAGGGUUUUCACCUAAAAUUCACCACAGAAAUGGAGAAUUUGGAGUAAAACGAUAAAGGGCUUCCAUGGCUUUAGCUAUACGAACACUUUCUAAACUUUGUUUUAUUUAGCUCGUUUUUACUUUGGAGUUGAUUUUUCUUUUGUUAGUGAUCAGUCAGCACGUGUAUUUAAUCCACAAUGACUUGAAAUAUUUAUUUCUGUUGAAUUCAUGCUUCUUUUUUUUAUGGCUUUUAAUAUUGUCUCUGAUGGUAAUGAGUUUCAGAUCUACUAAGAUAUGCAUUCGUCUGGAUAGCUUUUUACAUAAUCAGAGUGUCUGCUGUUUGAUCACACUGAUGAUACUGUGCAAUUUUGUGUGUGUGAAAAUGGGGAGAGUUCAAUAUGUAUAGCAGAGUCAUCCUUGACAUUUCUUUUGGGAUUGCUUUUACUGAAAGAAUAAAUAUACACUUUUCA
Nematolebias whitei (Rio pearlfish) is the source of this 2019-nucleotide messenger RNA. It is a transcript of the gene rab6a, whose product is annotated as RAB6A, member RAS oncogene family. The coding region runs from base 288 to 914 and encodes 208 amino acids. Lineage: Eukaryota; Metazoa; Chordata; Actinopteri; Cyprinodontiformes; Rivulidae. The record is from RefSeq and is a predicted model, not a curated record. Gene Ontology annotation, molecular function: GTPase activity; GTP binding. The transcript has 8 exons.